UUAUAUUAUAUUUUUUCUUGUGAGAUGGGCCGAGCAAUAUGUAGAAUAUAGAUGCAUGAUAGGUUAUUGUUGAGAUCACGGAAGGCUCAGGCCUCUCUCUGAAAGGGCUACGACAGGCCCGUUCAAACUUCAAACCCUAACCAGAAAAUCCUCUCAAAACUCUCGCGCGCUUCACGAAAAAUUAUCCACAGAAGUAGACGUUCCGAUGGUCAGCAACGGCUCUCUCUCUCUCUCUCGUUCGUAAUUUCUUUUUCAGGACUCACACCGUCGGAUGAGAUUGCUUGAAGCUAUUGAAGAGGGCUGUUGAAAGGAGAGAGACGAGCAACCGCCUAAGCCAAUUUGCUUCUGGUGACCAAGUUUUGCACAGGAGACGAUCUGGCUUCGCUUCGCAUGUUUUAUGAUGCAGUCGGUAAUCGUUUUCUUGAUCGUAUUCUCGUGACAGGUACUCUCGUCCACCAUGAAACCUAAGUUUCGUACCUCUUUUGAGAUUCUACGAGCAGGUACACGUUGCCACCAUAAAAAAUUUAGGUUGUUCCAUUAAUCCAUUUUAUUGUGCAUGGAUUUGUGACUUUCAUGUUCGGUCGAUUUGUUGUUUGAUAGGGUUUCUGAUUUUAAAAUGCCAAUUUUUAAGGGUUUGCCCGUUUAGGGUGUUGGGAGGUGUUGGGGGGUGUUGGGUUGGGAGGUGUUGAGAAGUGUUUGUACCAACCGUCCUGAACGCCUCAAACAGUCAAGGGUUGGGAGGUGUUUGGGACGAACCCAAUCCUCCCCAACACCUCCCAACACCCUAAACGGGUAAGCCUUAAACAGUUAAAAGCGUUAAAAAUUGUACGAUUUUAGAUAUUGUAGGAUUUUGCAAACAAAAUUGUGCGAAAUUUUGUUCCAGUUGCAAUUCCAUUGAUUUAACCAUGUUUUGCAAGUUCAAAUCGUAAGAUGAUUUUACAAUUUGAAUCGUGAUUUUAACUACCUUGAAUUGAAAAGAUAAUCAUUCAUAAGGCUCAAUUUAUCCUUUAGUUGAGAGACUCAUCUAGAAAGCUUACUGAAUCCAAUUCCAUUUUGUCCGUCUACUUGUUGGAAACUAAUUGAAGUGGCAUUAUUGAGCGUAUAUAUGUAUAUACAUUUACAGGAAACUAGUGUGUGUAUACCUAUCGCUUCUUUUGGGGAAGCAAGUUGGCAAUAAAUACUAUCAUUUUAUCAAACAUUUUUGCAGCAUGUCCUCUUUUGAAAAUCUUGGUCAUUUCUUUAGGGUUGUCUGUCUCAUACCAGAUGUCUGAGGCCAUGUAUAUUAGUCAUUAUUAGAAGUGUGUUUUUUAAUAAAUGAGACUUUUGAUACUCAUGGUAUAUCAUGUAUAGGGAAACUUCUUGAUGAGAGAACUUUUCAAUGGUGAUCAAGGCACUGAACGAGACAGUUUACGUUGUUCUUGACUAUCUGCAAGAUGCAAAGCUUUGAUUCUACAUGAGCAUGGAAGUGAUCUACUCGUCUCGGUGCGAGUUAUUGGGAGCUAUCUUGCCUAAACACCAAUUGCUUGCGAGGAGAAGGUCACAGAAGUACUGGUAUAUAUAUGCUUUCCGUUUAAGACAAAGAUGAACCCAGGGGAUAUUGAUGGUCUAUCGAUCAUUGUGAUGGCUUCAAGCCUUUGUGCUAGAAUAUUGGAUUUUACAUCAGAGGUGGCGUUUCUUAAUCAUCCUAGUUUUGGCCAUCUCUCCCUUUAUAUUCUGUCUCGCCUCUUGGUUAAGAAGUUUGGCACAUGGGCAGACUCAUUGCAGGAGAGCUCUGAUGAUGCUCUAGCAGAGUUGGACCUUUUGGAGAUAGUGGUAUCAGCCUACUAUUCUUGGGGGACUGAUAGAUGCCAAUCUAUAACGGAGGCAGUUGAGGGUGGGUUGGAUGAAGUGAUACUCGCUCGGGGAUUGGAAUCAACUUAACCCAUGUGUGUAAUCAUUCAUUGAUUUUGUAAUUUCUUCUCCAUCACGAUAAUUUAUUGAAUAGCUAUGUUAUAAUUCGACUGCUACGCUAGCAACAUUUGCUGUGGCGA
Tripterygium wilfordii is the source of this 2030-nucleotide messenger RNA. RefSeq lists its product as uncharacterized. NCBI's taxonomy places the organism in Eukaryota, Viridiplantae, Streptophyta, Magnoliopsida, Celastrales, Celastraceae. The record is from RefSeq and is a predicted model, not a curated record. The transcript has 6 exons. The coding region runs from base 1582 to 1920 and encodes 112 amino acids.